AUGGCCGCAAGCAUGAAUAAAUGGUUUACUCGGCUUGGAAAGUUCGGGAUUGGCUUAGCAGCUGCUGGGAGUAUACUGCCACUUGUGCUCUAUAACGUUGAUGGUGGACAACGCGCCGUUAUAUUUGAUCGGUUUAAGGGUGUCCGACAGUCUGUUGUGGGUGAAGGCACCCAUUUUAUUAUUCCGUGGGUCCAGAAGCCUAUUAUCUACGAUAUCCGCUCUAAGCCCCGAAAUAUUCCUGUCAUGACUGGUUCAAAGGACUUACAAACUGUAAACAUCACUCUCCGUAUACUGUACCGGCCACAAGCUGACUUGUUACCAAAAAUCUACUCCAAUCUCGGCUUCGAUUACGAAGAACGCGUCCUUCCCUCAAUCACAACAGAGGUCCUCAAAGCUGUAGUCGCGCAGUUUGACGCUAGUGAACUCAUCACUCAACGAGAGCUCGUUAGUCAGAGGGUUAACGAUUUUCUAACGGAACGUGCUGCUUCAUUCGGUAUUCUUCUCGAUGAUAUUGCUUUGACCCAAAUCUCUUUCACGACGGAGUUUGCUGCAGCGGUAGAAGCAAAGCAGGUGGCUCAACAGGAGGCUGAACGAGCUCGCUUUCUUGUCGAGAAAGCGGAACAACAGAAGUUGGCAGCGGUCAUCAGCGCAGAGGGUGAUUCUGAGGCUGCAAAGAUGUUGGCCAAAUCUUUCGGUCAAUCUGGUGACGGUCUUAUUGAAUUGAGACGUAUCGAAGCGGCUGAGGACAUUGCCUAUCAAUUAGGCAAAAAUCGCAACGUCUCUUACCUUCCAGAUGGUGUAAACGCCCUCCUUAAUCUUCCCAGCAUGGGUUAA
Messenger RNA from Mesocestoides corti, 834 nucleotides. The record is from the annotation of a GenBank genome assembly. NCBI's taxonomy places the organism in Eukaryota, Metazoa, Platyhelminthes, Cestoda, Cyclophyllidea, Mesocestoididae.